UUGAUAGAAGAGCAUUUUUCAUACCAAAAAUGCUAACUCGAUAAAAGAGCAUUCACACCCAUGGUUUAUUAUUCAUUAUUAUUUUUUGGAAUUUUCCAUAAAGUCUUCUUUUUACAACUCCGCUCAAUUCACAUAUCAUAAUAUCACGUGUUGGUAGUGCCCAUCAUCGUUGGAACCGUGUAAACCACUCGGCCAACGCAGACCAUGACUAUAUCCACCACGUGUUCGUAUUUAUAUCCAAAAGACCAAAACACAGUCACUUCAAACUGUUUGAUUUGCAUAUGGUCAGACCCUUUUCUUUUGGAUUUGCAGGUUCUUCCUAAGAACUCUGAAUCAUCAUCACUCUAUUGGGUUUCAUCCAUUGUAUGAAAAUAUGGCACAUUGUUCUGGAGGCUGGUUGCUUUUCUUACUAAUUCUCCUAUUGGCGUUAAGUGUUCAAACUUCGCAAGCUCCUAUAAGGAUUGAAAAUGGGGUAAAAUCUUCUGUUUUUCUAUCUCCUAAGUUUGUACUGAAACCAGGAUCAGUGGUAAACAAGUUCUACUAUGACAUUGACUUUCCAAUAGGUCAUAUUGCCAUCAAGAGUUUCAAUGCUGAAGUAGUUGAUGAGGCAGGAAAUCCCGUUCCCCUUCACGAAACUUAUCUCCACCACUGGGUUGUUGUGAGAUACUAUCAGCAUAAAAGUGUCAAAAUUUCAAAGUACAAUGACAGUCUAGGGUUUGAGUCAUUCGACCAAUCUGAUUUUAUUAUAGGUAGGAACGCUGGUUUAUGUGAUCGUGGUGGUCCUACCCAGUAUUUUGGCCUUGGAUCUGAAACACGAAAAACAGCCACACAUGUGCCAGAUCCCUAUGGAAUAGAAGUUGGUAAUCCAGCGGAAAUUCCUGCUGGGUAUGAGGACAAAUGGUUGAUGAAUGUCCAUGCGAUUGAUACGCGUGGUGUGGAAGAUAGGUUGGGAUGCACCGAAUGCAGGUGUGAUCUUUAUAAUGUUACAGAGGAUGGACAUGGUAGACCUUUGAAGCCAGGUUAUAUGGGAGGAUUGAGAUGUUGCCAUGAUCAGACACAAUGCAGGGUGAUAGAAGGCUUCAAGAGUGCCAAGAGAGGUCUAUACAUGAGAUAUACAGUGAAGUGGGUUGAUUGGAAUAAUUUCAUCAUUCCUGUUAAUAUAUAUAUACUUGAUGUAACUGACACAUGGAAGAAGUCAGAUGAACUUACAAGUCAUUAUUGCCAGGUGGAAUAUGAUGUUGAUGCUUGCACUGCCACUGAUGAGGCUAAUGAUGGUUGCAUUGAUGCCAAAAGGGUAAGCCUCUCUUUGCCAACUGGUGGUAAUGUCAUCUACAGUGUUGCACACCAGCAUACAGGGGGAAUUGGUUCAACUCUUUAUGGAGAGGAUGGACGGGUAAUAUGCCAUUCGACACCAACUUAUGGAGAAGGAAAGGAAGCAGGAAAUGAGGCUGGUUAUAUUGUAGGAAUGUCCACCUGUUAUCCUCAACCCGGCUCUGUCAAGAUAUCUGAUGGGGAGACUCUAGUUGUGGUAUCAAAUUAUAGCAGUGCUAAAGGGCAUACAGGAGUUAUGGGGCUCUUCUACAUUUUGGUUGCAGAUUCAUUACCACAGUCCAAUUCUUUCCUGCCUGUUCCGGUUGAUGAGCAUGAAAAGAUAACAUUACCUCAUUCUGUUUGGGGUAUAGCAUUUUUUGGAGCGGCAAUAGCUGUAGCUGCUGUCUUUGCUUUUCGAAGAAAGAGCGAGCAAGAGGAAGGCUACCAAUCAAUUUGAUGCGAGCUGGUUGCAACAUGUUUAAUUUUAUAAUGUAUAUACAAACUUCUUGUGAUCUACAGUCAAAACUUCUGAUAUCUCUGUAGCAAUAAAUUAAACCUUUUCAUCACCUCCAGAAGUUGUUCAUUUUCUUCUCUAAA
Molecule: messenger RNA, 1908 nt
Organism: Cornus florida
Lineage: Eukaryota; Viridiplantae; Streptophyta; Magnoliopsida; Cornales; Cornaceae
Exons: 5
Coding region: 374-1768 (464 amino acids)
Source: RefSeq, a predicted model, not a curated record